AAGCGAGGCAUCAAAGGGACAAAGUAACGAGACACGUUUGUUCCAUAUUGGAAAGUAACUUUUAGGCCAUCGUUUGUACACAGACUUUUUUCACGUACUCGCUUGCCUUCUAAACAGUUCAAGGAUGAAAUCUGUCAUAGUUUCUAUUUUCGCAGCUUUUAUUUCGGCAUGUCUAGCAGGAGAUGUGGCAGAACUCACAGCUUCAAACUUCGAUGCCGUAGCUCUCGAUCCAAACAAGGAUGUUUUAGUUGAAUUCUUUGCACCAUGGUGUGGUCAUUGUAAAAGACUAGCUCCAGUAUAUGAAAAAGUUGCACAGACGUUCAAAAAUGAUAAAAAUUGUGUUGUUGCAAGCGUAGAUGCAGAUGACAGUGUCAAUAGGCCCCUGUCUGAAAAAUAUGGCAUAUCUGGCUUUCCAACUAUAAAAUUCUUUCCAAAAGACAACAAAGAUGGAGAAGAGUAUAAUGGUGGAAGAGAUGAGCAAGACUUAAUUGACUUUUUAAAUAAAAAGUGCAAACUACACAGGAGAGCUGGUGGGGCAUUGAAUGAAAUGGAAGGGAGAAUAGAUAAGUUUGACGAGCUUGCCAAGAGAUUUAUGACUGAAAUAGCAAAAAGAGAUGAUAUUGUGAAAGAGGCUACUGCAGCAGUUGAUGGGGAAGCUGAUCAAAAGGCUGCACAGUAUUACGUUAGGGUGAUGCAGAAAAUACUUGAAAAAGGAGACAGUUACCCAAAGACUGAAUCCGAAAGACUGGAGCGCAUGCUUAGCGGUCAAAUGAGCAGUACCAAAGUUGAUGGAGUGUACAGAAGAAAGAAUGUUCUUGACCAGUUUGUUGUUGCAGUGAAGGAAGAGCUCUAAAACUUGCAGAUGAGAAUCUAGAAAAGAGGAAUGUGCUUCGUUGUGAUGUUGAUUUGAUGAGAAGAAUUACCAGUGGCAUUUCGAAGUUAUUUUCUAUUGAACGUGUUACCGCGAAGUUAAAUGUAUGAAUUGAUGUGUCAAAGGUCUAUUCGAAAGUAUAAGAUGUACAAUA
Rhopilema esculentum is the source of this 1025-nucleotide messenger RNA. RefSeq lists its product as uncharacterized. Gene Ontology annotation, cellular component: endoplasmic reticulum. The record is from RefSeq and is a predicted model, not a curated record. Gene Ontology annotation, biological process: protein folding. Gene Ontology annotation, molecular function: protein disulfide isomerase activity. NCBI's taxonomy places the organism in Eukaryota, Metazoa, Cnidaria, Scyphozoa, Rhizostomeae, Rhizostomatidae.